Messenger RNA from Gongylonema pulchrum, 336 nucleotides. The record is from the annotation of a GenBank genome assembly. Lineage: Eukaryota; Metazoa; Nematoda; Chromadorea; Rhabditida; Gongylonematidae.
AUGAACGUGCGACUGCUGGCAAUCGUGGCGUUGGCUGUUGGCGCUGUUUGCGUGAUUGUGGGCAUCCUGGCGAUAACCGUGGUGCCGCUUGCCGUCAACAAACAGUUCUGUAUUCAAGGAGUCAUUGCAAUUUUCAAUGUUAAUUUUGCUGGAUCGUUGCAGGAUAUUCACCUGGGAUUCGAUAAAAACGGCACUUACAAUGAAAUGACUCGGCGCUGGGUUGAGCCAGAAUAUGCAAUGGAACUUCGAGUGUGGGUUGUUUCGGUAGCGAAUCCUGAAGACGUUGUUCAGCGCGGUAGCUACCCGGUUCUCGUGGAAAAAGGACCUUACAUUUAC